AUGGACUUUUCUAGGAGAGAUCUCUUUAGCUACCUUAUUGAAGAUUCGCUCUCUCAAACGGACGACUCUCUAAGAGUAGUUGGUGGAGACCUUGUUAUCGACCCGGAGCUUGCAAUUAGAGCAGGAAGGCAAACCACGGCCUCUACAACAAGCGCCUUGCUCUUUCUUUGGGCGAAACACCUUGAGAUAUGCCGGAAGCUGCGAAAAGAGAUAGACUCUACUAUAUCCUCUGGGGUGGCUUUGCCGCAUUCGGUGCUGGAAGGCAAGCCGUAUCUGGAGAGAUGCAUUAACGAAGUCAUGCGUCUAUACCCUGCUGUUCUGAGUGGAGUCCCUCGAGAAACAGGUCCAAAGGGUUUAACAAUCGAUGGCGUUUUCAUUUCUCCAUUCAACAUGGUGUCUGUGCCGACUUAUGCGAUUCACAGAGGAAACCGUGGGUUUUACAGAUCUCAGAAACCACAGAUACCCCAACAAUUUAUCUCCGAGCGCUGGAUGAGCAAGUCUGACCUGAUUAUUAAGAAAGAGGCCUUCAUACCGUUCUCAUUUGGCCCAUAUGCCUGUGCUAAGAAGGGCUUUGCAAUGGUGAAAAUCCGACUGUUAAUUACGACAAUCGUGAGGAAUUUUGAGUUCCGAUUCCCUCCUGGGCAAGAGCAGCAAUAA
Molecule: messenger RNA, 657 nt
Organism: Aspergillus tanneri
Lineage: Eukaryota; Fungi; Ascomycota; Eurotiomycetes; Eurotiales; Aspergillaceae
Exons: 2
Coding region: 1-657 (218 amino acids)
Molecular function (GO): oxidoreductase activity, acting on paired donors, with incorporation or reduction of molecular oxygen; iron ion binding; heme binding
Source: RefSeq, a predicted model, not a curated record